This is a messenger RNA of Spodoptera exigua (beet armyworm), 3084 nucleotides long. The record is from the annotation of a GenBank genome assembly. Lineage: Eukaryota; Metazoa; Arthropoda; Insecta; Lepidoptera; Noctuidae.
AUGACUGAAGACGACAAGCUAACAUAUCAGAUCUCUCUAGCAGGACGAUUGAGCUCUGCAGCUUAUGCUGUCUGGAAGAUCCGACAGUUAACCGACGAAAUGCAAGCAGCUGAAAAGCAAGUUGUAGACUUCACGCGACGGUUGCAAAAUUGCGAACGACAGUUAGCAGAGUCGAGGGCCGUGCAAGGCAAACCUGACAGGCCCACACAUACUCAGCUGGAGCAAGCAGCGCUACAGAACAAACAGCAACAGCUGCAACAACAGCAACAGCUGCAACAACAACAACAACAACACUUGCAGCAACAGCUACAGCAACAACAGGCCGCUACUGCUACGUUCAUUAGCGAGGCGGGCGGUGGCAUGGUAUGCGUACGUCGGGCGCCGCCAGAUGGAGCCACUGCGCUACCCAAGCAUACAGUGGCCACAGUCCCCGAGGAACCGUCCGGACGCAAGCAAACCUGGGAGCAAGCACUAGCGCACAUUAACCAACUAGCCAAGGGCACGAACAAGGAAAAGAAGAAACACAAGGAACAGACGAAACAGCAAGACAAAUCAAGCAAGGAUGUUAAAGAAUCCGCGAAAGUCAACGCGACGCAACCUGAACAGCCACUGUCCAAGAAGCAGAGGAAACUGCUGGCCAAACAACAGGGACCUAGCUCUGUGGUACUGCCCACUGAAUUACUGCUGGCCAAACAACAGGUACGUGGGGUAGGCAGGGACCUAGCUCUGUGGUACUGCCCACUGAAUUACUGCUGGCCAAACAACAGGCAGGGACCUAGCUCUGUGGUACUGCCCACUGAAUUACUGCUGGCCAAACAACAGGUACGUGGGGUAGGCAGGGACCUAGCUCUGUGGUACUGCCCACUGAAUUACUGCUGGCCAAACAACAGGCAGGGACCUAGCUCUGUGGUACUGCCCACUGAAUUACUGCUGGCCAAACAACAGGUACGUGGGGUAGGCAGGGACCUAGCUCUGUGGUACUGCCCACUGAAUUACUGCUGGCCAAACAACAGGCAGGGACCUAGCUCUGUGGUACUGCCCACUGAAUUACUGCUGGCCAAGCAACAGGCGGAAGAAGAAGAAAAGAAGAAACAACAACAGCAAGAGGCGAAAACGAAAAAGACAGCAGAAGUGAAAAAAGCCGACCCACCGAAACCCGAACCCGCCAAGACUAAAGCAGAGAAGAAAGCGGAGACCAAGAAGGAGAAGAAGGAAGAAAAGAAGAAGGAGAAAGCAGAGAAGAACGAAAAGAAAGGAAAGGAAAAUAAACAGGAGAAGACGCCCCAACCGCAGCCGAAGACGAAACAACCCGUCCAACAACAACAGCAGCAACAACAACAAGCGACAACAAAGAAGGAGAACAAGAAGCAACAACAGCAACAGAUGCAACAGUUGCAGCAACAGAAGUCGCAAGCCAUUAAUAUUACUCCAGAUACCACAAUUGAAGUUGUUAGCAAGAAGAACCAGUGCAGCAAUGAGUUGGAGAAGCCAGCCUCAUGCAGCAUCAUGGAACAGCUCAGCUGUGGAGUACAGGUAGCGGAUCUGAAGCUGCCCCCAGGUAUAACCCUGACGAGGGUACAGCCCUCGGACAAGAAGGAACCACCGCCUAUCAAGUCUGUCCCGCUUUGGAAGGCCGGCCAGCUCCCCGCCGCGCCGACCCCCGUGGCCAGGCCGGCGCCCAUCAUCAACGCUGACCCAGCCAACGUCAUGUUCAGCACUGCGCAUCCCGAACCGCCGAAACCGGUGAUAAUAGCCGAGCCGCCCCCCGUGCCUGGCAAAUCGAAGAAGGCCAAGAAAAAGGCCAAGAAGGCCGCCGCGGCCGCCGAAGAAAAACAAGAUGGGUCCAAGAUCGUCACCCUGAGGAACCCCAUGUUCCAUCCUAACCUCCCACCGGUCCAGAUAAGCAAUCAGCCGGCGAAGAAACAGGAACAGAUUCGAGUGCCCGACCCGAUACCGAUGCCGCCGAACGCUUGCCAAGCGACUAUCACCCCUACGUCAAACGGAAUGUUCACUAUAAGAAAUCCUCUAAUGACGAUGAUGCACCAACAAAGUAUGAUGGGCGUCAGAGCUCAAAGUCCUCAACUCAACCCCAUGUACCCCCAGCAAUAUAACUAUGUGAACCCGAACAGUUACAGCCAAUGCGCCGACCCACCCAAAUCCGACGAUUUCCAAACACGAAUCAUGAAUUUGGCGUCGUUCACGCAAAAGAACGAUGAAGGAUACUCUUUAUUUAAAACCCCCGACGAUCAGCAACAAAGGAACUUCCUCACACCGGAAUACUUGGAAAACCAAAGCCCCAAGUCUGUCGUUUCCCCGAAUCCUAUAGGAACUAGACCGGACACGAGCCGAGGCUUCGAAUCGGAUAUAUCUCUAUUCGCCAACCCGAUACAACGGCCUGAGCCUAUAGGGACGCCUAUGAAGCAAGAAGACCAACAGUAUACCGGUCUAUACACUCCGUUCGGUCAGGAAGACCGGAACGUGUUCAGGAACGCGCUUUUCAGUGAUAAAAGCGAUGAUAAAGGGUUAAAGCACGUCGCGAAUGGAGACUCGUUGCCAUAUUUCCAAAGGCUUAGAGUCGGAGCGAAGCUGAACAAUGAAGUUUCUAUCCACCGCGUUACUGACUCCAAGUUCUACAAGGGGCAGGAGCCCGGUCACCCUCUGGAGUGCGGAGUGUGUGAGGAGUCCCUCUUCAGCAGACCGGCCCACGCCUGGCCCGACCAGCUAUACUCCGCUGCUAUUAAACCAGGAGCGCAAUCAGCCCGCAGCUCCCCCACGGGGUCGUCCGUCCAGUCUACCAGCAGUGGGGGCGGUGGGGUCAGCCAGUUGCCCCCCGGCGCGGGCCCCGCCACCCCGCCUGCCGAUGACCGAAGGUUCGGUCCCAUCGGAGCUCGGCAUGCGCACCCAGAAUCGAGCGUAUUCCUCCCCGACUCCAGCAUAACGAAUCUAUCGGUACUUGAAGUGUCCGAACGGGAAAUCGAAUCCUUCAAACGGUUCGACUUUUACUUCGAGCCGCCACAGCACAAGCCGAAAGUACAACUAGACGUCAGAGAUAUCGCCGCGGCCUUAAGGCAAAACCACAAGUAA